AUGGACGUGUCACAGUCUCAGAGAACCACAAGAAGCCUGAACCGGUCCUGCGAAGGAUGCAGGGCACACAAAGUUCGAUGCUUACCAGAUUUAACCAAUUCAAAUCAAUGUCAGCGCUGCACCAGGAUGAUGAGGCCUUGUAUUUUUGCAUCACCACAGAAAAGAUCACGCCGCAAAACAGGAUCCCGGGUGGCCAUGCUACAGGAAGAAAUACAGGCCAUGCGCUCUCUUCUAGAAGCUCGGCUUUAUACAAGGGACAGCAGGGUUGACCGGUUUCCUCCACCACCAGAGGACAAGAACCUCUCAUCAAUGGAAUAUGACUCCUGCCUCUCAGCUGCCAGUGACAUUGUUGAUCUCAAUAUUCUGUCCAUAGAGAAGGCUGAAAGGCUUGUUCGGUUUUAUGUCAGCGAGUUAGUUCAAUUCUUCCCAGUUGUGACCCUCCCUAUUGAUGUCAAUGUGGAACAGCUGCGUCGGACUAUGCCCAUUCUGUUUCUAUCGAUUGUGGCUGCUGCUUCAUUGACGGCAGAGCCUUCACUAGCUACGACUCUCAAUGACCAGCUAGUAACAAGGAUUUCCCAUGUUUUCUUUGUUCAAGGCGAAAAAUCCCUCGAGCUCGUUCAAUCUUUGUUGGUGAUGAUUGCAUUCUACUACCCACCAAAUGGGUCGCGACAGAGUCAAUAUUACCAAUACACGCAUAUUGCCGCCACCAUGGCCUUUGAACUCGGCCUCACAUCCGACUUUCGUGAACCAGAUAGCUGGAUGGAGGAAGAUGUACGCAAAAGUGGCAGAUUGGCCCAGGCUAGGGCCAUAAUCGGCUGUCACUACUUUGCAUCUAAUAUCGCAGUGAAAACUCAUCGACCCAGUGUUCUACCUUCAAACACCUUUACAAGACAAUGCGCUGAAAUAAUCGAGCAAUCGGAAGUUCCAACAGACCGUCUCCUAGCCGCAUGGUUUCAGUUGCAGCAAAUUGUGGAGGAUUUCUCAUCCACUUGCAUCUUGGACAACAUGCCGUCCACUGAGAACUCAGCCGAUGCUCAAGUACAGCAACGUGUGCGAUACUUUCAGAGUCGAAUUUUGUCGUGGAAAAAAUGUUUUCACACCGAAACUUUGACGAAUCUAAUAAUGAUUGAAUAUCAUUUCGCCUCACUCACAAUUCUUGAGCUUGCCAUUGGCGAGGCAUAUCGAGACCCAGAAGCUAUCCGAAGGAAAUAUUUUACCCUUCCCUCGCCAAAAGUAAUUAAUGGACCAACAUCCAUUUCACCGAUCUCUGCCGCAGACAUCGACAUUACUCUUAAGCGACUCGACGAAGCCUACCAUAUUAUGGAUGCAUUUCUUUCCUGGGAUCUAGAGAUGAUUCGAAAAUUUCCAAACACCAUCUUCACUCGAGUCAUUGCCGCAUUGACGACGCUUUUGAAAGUUUUCUAUUCGACUCAUUCCGACGCUAUAAAGAACGUGAUAGACGUGGGACCGGUGAAUAUCCGCUUCUAUCUGAGCUCCAUUCAAGAGAGACUUCUACAGGCAGGCGAUGGUAAUACCUACAAAAUCCCUUCCCGCUGGGCCAGAAUUGCCUGCAAAAAAGGUGAAUGGGUUGAUGAGUUCCAAAUGAGUCAAUGGCUAUCAAGUUUUGAGACUCCAAUUUGUGAGCCUGCACCAUUCACAGUUGUUACAGCGCCCCUUCUUGGUUCGAACUUGCCAUUCACGGCUCGACAGCAUGAUACCCAGGGGGUGUACGGUGACCUUGACUACGACUGUCCGCCGGAGCCCCGGAGGUGUCCAUUCGAACGCAAUGAGACGGAAUCCAUAUCAGCUUUCCCGUCAAUGAGGAGUGAAGAACUCUAUGUAUCCGAUGCCAGAUUCCAUGAUUCUGUUUUCUAG
This is a messenger RNA of Penicillium malachiteum, 1875 nucleotides long. RefSeq lists its product as uncharacterized. Gene Ontology annotation, cellular component: nucleus. The transcript is spliced from 3 exons. Gene Ontology annotation, molecular function: DNA-binding transcription factor activity, RNA polymerase II-specific; zinc ion binding; transcription cis-regulatory region binding. The coding region runs from base 1 to 1875 and encodes 624 amino acids. NCBI's taxonomy places the organism in Eukaryota, Fungi, Ascomycota, Eurotiomycetes, Eurotiales, Aspergillaceae. Gene Ontology annotation, biological process: regulation of DNA-templated transcription. The record is from RefSeq and is a predicted model, not a curated record.